AUGAGUAUUAUUAAUAAACCAUUAGUUUUAAUUGGUGGAUAUGUUGUAUCUAUAAAUGCAGGUGCCGCUGGUUUAUUUUUUUAUGAUAAAAAACAAGCAGUUCAACAUAAAUGGCGUGUUCCUGAAAAAACUUUACAUCUUACAGGUUUAUUAGGUGGUUGGAUUGGGGGAAUGUGGGCAAUGCAAGCUUUUAAACAUAAAAGAUCAAAACAAUCAUUUAAAAAUGUUUAUUUUACAGCAGUGGCAGCAAAUGUUGGAAUAGUUGGAGCAUCAAUUUUAAUUUUUAAGAAAUUCCCACAAUAUAUACCAAAUCAAUUAAGAACAUUAUUUAAUUUACCAAGAAAUCAAAUCAUACAACAAAAACCACAAUUUAAUCAACAACCACAAAAAUUUCAAACAAUAGUUGAAGAAGAAGAAAUAAUUACAAAUAAAAAGAAAAGAGGUGGUAGAAAAAAUAAAAAUAAUUAA
This is a messenger RNA of Dictyostelium discoideum AX4, 468 nucleotides long. RefSeq lists its product as hypothetical. The record is from RefSeq and is a predicted model, not a curated record. The transcript is spliced from 2 exons. NCBI's taxonomy places the organism in Eukaryota, Evosea, Eumycetozoa, Dictyosteliales, Dictyosteliaceae. Bases 1 to 468 code for a protein of 155 amino acids.